This is a messenger RNA of Sinocyclocheilus grahami, 777 nucleotides long. Its product is annotated as profilin-2-like. The coding region runs from base 79 to 354 and encodes 91 amino acids. Gene Ontology annotation, biological process: regulation of actin filament polymerization; actin cytoskeleton organization; positive regulation of actin filament bundle assembly. Gene Ontology annotation, cellular component: cytoplasm. The record is from RefSeq and is a predicted model, not a curated record. Lineage: Eukaryota; Metazoa; Chordata; Actinopteri; Cypriniformes; Cyprinidae. Gene Ontology annotation, molecular function: actin binding. The transcript has 2 exons.
AUGCUUCUGCUUGUCCCAGCCUCUGUUGCAUGACUCCGCGUCUGUGUGUGUGUCCGUCAGGCGUCCGAGGUGCAGGCUAUGAUCGCCAGUGACCGCAGUGGUCUGUUUUCUAAUGGAGUGACUGUGGCCGGCAAGAAGUGCACGGUUCUGAGAGACGCUCUGAAUGUGGACGGCCAGAACACCAUGGACAUCAAGAUGAAGACCUCCGAGAAAGAGCCCGACCCCUUCUCCUUCACCAUCGGCAGAUCGCACAAAGCGAUAAUCAUUGCUAAAGGUGUAAAAGAUGCUCACGGAGGCAAAGUCAAUCCCCCCGUCUUUGACAUGACCGCAUACCUCAGGAAGAUGAACAUGUGAACAAGCCCCGCCCCCUGCCCUACUGACUCCGCCCACUUCACCUGUCGACCUGAUCUCCAUUCAUAAAGCCCGAAGAACCGCUCCACGAUCAACCGAACAUGUGCUUGAGAAGCCUCAUCUUCAUCAUCAUCAUCAUCCUCAUCUCGGUUUAAACAUUCCAGGAGUCUGAGAUCUCGGUUUCUUCUCCGGUCAGGCCGUGGAACGCAAACUCCAGUUAAUAUCUAACUCAUUUAUUGGUUUUAUCACAAAUUAGUUGAUUGAUUUAUGGUACUAUGGUACUUUCUGUGUUUUGGACGGGCGGAGCGUCCAGUCAAACGGUUUUAGCAUUUCUUUGUAUGAUUGUCUGUGUGAAAUCCUGCUGAAGAAAACCGAGAAAUCUGACUAUUAGAUGCCAAAUAAAGAGAGAAAGCGUUUGUACGGAGC